AUGAAUCUUAUCCUGUGCGUUUUCCUAAAAGCCAUAGUGACAUGGUGUGCCGCGGGGAAGUUGAACCUGAAUCUUUUUUCGAACCUCGUUGAUAUAGAUAAGCAAUUUUUGGAGGUCCAUAAAAAUGAGUUAAUAGCAAAGUACGUUGGUGACGAGGACUACAUGGUGUAUGAACAUAUUAGGAAGGACAUGUAUUUAAAAAAGAACUACGUUGAAGUGAUAAUCCGGGGUGAUUUGAAGAACAAGGGUGAUAAGAGCGUCGACAGCUUUGUCUUCUUGCUUCCCUACCACGAGGCCUUUCAGGCCACCACCCUCCGCGUGAGAGACCAGAACGAGGGCGAACUGCGGUACCAAAUCCUGCAGGAACCGAGGCGUGACGCCAGCGAAAUUCAAGUGGACCCCUUCAAUGAGGACUACGACUUGGAGCAAUUCCAAGUGAAGGCAUACAGGGUGACCCUAAAAAGGAGAUUGCACAAGGAUGAAAAGGUCUCUCUGCAUUUUGGAUAUGCCCUGGGACAGCCCUACUUUCCAUUCCCUGUUGAUAUAUCCCCAGAGGAAGGACAGAAAGUGAUGUUUUAUCUUUCCUCGAAAAUUCUCUUACCCUACGAUGUAGAAGAGAAGGAAGAAUUAAAAAUAUUCUUGUGCAAAAAUUGUUCCAUCGUGAGGAUAGAGGAUGGCGAUUUUUUGCGGAGCUUCGUAAAGUUCAAUAAUGACACGUAUGUUUGUGAGAAGGGGGGAGAAAGAACAAUGGGCGAACUUCCCCAUGGAGGGGAAGAGGCCGUCCGAAAUGAUCAAAACGAGUUCGUUGCAAAGGGGAGCGAACUGGGCCGCUUCACGCUCGGGCAUAAAGCCCUGUUCUACUUCCGAUCCAACAACCACCUAGGCUACUUCGAGCGAGUUACCAAGGAUAUAAAAUUAUCUCAAUUGGGUUUUGUAUACGAACGGGAAGAAUACAUCCUGCGCAACGACGCGGGAAGGAUACAAACAUUUGAUAGGUACCUUCUUAGCGAUUACGAAAAUAGACACACGUCGGAGGAGAAAGGGACAGACAGACACACACACACACACAGAGACGAUCAGUCCACCACAAUUAUUUACUCCAUGAAGUCGAAAAUAAAUUACGACAUAUAUGAUUAUGAGUACUUCGACGACCUCGGCAAAAUAUAUCUCAUCCAAGCGGAAGAAAUCUUUGAUCAUAAAAAAAAAAAAAGCCACAUUCAGUUUGACUUGCGCCCCAGGUACCCCCUUUUGGGUGGAUGGAGAGCUCACUUUUUUAAUGCCUUUUAUCAUGAGUCCAAUUUGUACAGAAUUAAAAACAAGGAAAAUUAUUAUGCAUACAAAAUUGAUAUUUCCCCAUCUAUUAAGUCAUUUUUUAUAAAGCAGCUGAAGGUCAGGAUUUCGCUGCCCCCCUUCUCUGACGACGUUGCAGUUGUUUCCAGGGACGACAGUGUUAAUGUCCUGACCAGCAAACAGAAGGACUGGCUCGAUUUGUUUUCCUUCCGAAAUGUCGUUGAAAUUCAAAUCGACAAAUUCUUCCCCCCAAUGGACGAGAACUACUACCACGAUUUUCUCGUCAUGUACAAGUUUAAGUUUUUCAAACUUUUUUGGAAACCCCUCUUGGUCAUACUUAUCACGUUCGCGGCGAUCCUCCUGCUCUGCCUCUUGCGCGAGCUCCCCUUCGACUUCAACACGGCGAAGGAGAACGCGGACAAGAAGGAAAGCGAAGAGCGCGCCACCUUCCGCGAGAAGUGCAAAGAGCUGUACGAGAAUUUGUCCUACAUAUCAGACCAACUGAUCCAGUCGAUGAGCAACCUGACCCCCGAGGAGAAGAUCAACCAGAAGGUGCAACUCUUGGAAGCAGAAGAUAAAUGGACAUACGAUUUUAUCUACUUGACGAAGGAAUUCUACACAAAUUUCGAGAGUUGCUCGAGAAAGCAUUCGCUGCAGAAUUACGUGGACAAGUGUUUCAAUUAUCACGCCAUUGUGAAAAAGUACUUUGAGGCGCAGCUGCACAACGACUUGAACUCCAACCUGAACGAAGUCGCCCAGGCGGAGAAGGAACUCUUGCUUCUGUUAAAUCAUUCCAACGAGAGACGGUGCAAAAUGGGACUCGUAUUCCUUUUUGCUCCCCUGUUCACCCUCUUCGUGGCUUUGUUGCCGCCCCCAAUUUUGUGUCUACCUCCAUUUAGCGCCCUUAAAAAUGGCGGGGGGAAAAAAAACUUAAGUAACGUCCCCCCCCUGGAGCACACCAGCAAGAAGCCCCUUCUCUUUAGCGAAAUAAAAUUGAAAAACCGAUUUAGAAAUGACGUAAAGGGGUUCAUACAAAACGUGAGGUCCUUUCACGACAUCAUAGAGCACAAGACUCCAAACUCGUUGUUGUAUGUGCAGGAGGACUUACUCAAUUUUCACAACAGCCAGUUUAUUGGGGACAUAGAGAUUGGCACUCCUCCGCAAAGUUUUAAGGUCGUGUUCGACACGGGGUCCAGCAACUUCGCCUUGCCUUCGACGAAAUGUGUCAAAGGAGGCUGUGCGUCCCACAAGAAAUUCAACCCCGACCGGUCCAGUACCUACACGCAGCAGUUAAAAGGCAAUAAGGAGUCCAUUUACACGUACAUCCAGCACGGAUAUGACGACGUCAAUUUAAAGGGACUGAGGAUCAAACAUCAGAGUGUCGGGCUAGCCAUAGAAGAGUCUUUACACCCCUUUUCGGAAUUGCCCUUCGAUGGGAUUGUUGGCCUGGGAUUUUCAGACCCGGACUUCAGCUUUAAAAAAGGAUAUGGGACGUCCUUAAUAGAGACGAUAAAAAAGCAGAACUUGCUGAAAAGGAACAUUUUCUCUUUUUACGUGCCAAAGAAGUUGCAAGAGCCCGGCUCCAUUACGUUCGGACGAGCUAACAGUAAAUAUGCCCUCGAAGGAAGACAAAUUGAGUGGUUUCCCGUCAUAUCCAUUUAUUUCUGGGAAAUUAACCUGAUAGACGUACAACUCUCCGACCAGAAUUUAAAGAUAUGCGAGAAUAGAAAAUGUAGAGCGGCCAUUGACACUGGGUCCAGUUUGCUAACUGGCCCAUCAAGCCUCAUGCAACCGCUGAUAGAAAAACUGUACUUGGAGAAGGAUUGCUCAAAUAAGAGCAGCUUGCCAAAUAUUUCUUUUAUUUUAAAAAAUGUCGAAGGGAAGGAGGUGAAGUUCGAUUUUACGCCGGACGACUACAUCCUGGAGGAAACUGACGAGGAGGAUAAUUCUGUUCAGUGCGUGAUCGGAAUAAUGUCGCUGGACGUCCCCGCGCCUCGCGGACCCAUCUUUGUCUUUGGCAACGUUUUCAUAAGAAAGUACUACUCGAUAUUUGAUAAUGACCAUAAGCUCGUGGGCCUCAUUGAAGCUCGGCACGACUGGACGUAG
Plasmodium coatneyi is the source of this 3396-nucleotide messenger RNA. RefSeq lists its product as uncharacterized. Gene Ontology annotation, biological process: proteolysis. Lineage: Eukaryota; Apicomplexa; Aconoidasida; Haemosporida; Plasmodiidae. Gene Ontology annotation, cellular component: membrane. Bases 1 to 3396 code for a protein of 1131 amino acids. The transcript has 20 exons. The record is from RefSeq and is a predicted model, not a curated record. Gene Ontology annotation, molecular function: aspartic-type endopeptidase activity.